This is a messenger RNA of Paramuricea clavata, 903 nucleotides long. The record is from the annotation of a GenBank genome assembly. Lineage: Eukaryota; Metazoa; Cnidaria; Anthozoa; Malacalcyonacea; Plexauridae.
AUGUUGGUCGGUGAUUUUAACCGCCUGGAUUAUUCAUUCCUUUAUAAUCCUAAUCUACAACAAAUCGUAAAAAAUCCAACUUGCGGGAAUGCAAUUCUUGAUCUUAUCUUUACAAAUCUCUCGCGGUUUUACAGUGUGCCCGAAAUUUUGCCCGGCAUCGGGUUAAGCGACCACAAUUCCCUCAUUACACGCCCCUCUACAAUUACUAAAAAGGCUAGAGCUGAAAAGGUGUUAAGAAGAAGCUCGAAGACCAGUUUUGGAAGAUGGGUUUCAAGUACAGAUUGGUCCUUCCUGGAAAUGCUGCCCAACUGUACUGAAAAACUAAAUACUUUUAAUGAGUUGUUAUGUUUCGCUAUCGACAAGUUUUUCCCCUUAAAAAGCUACAAGCAACACCCAACGGAUAAACCGUGGAUCACUCCUGAAUUAAAGAUCCUUAUAGAACAACGCCAACAAGCAAUAUCUAAGGAUACAGCAACCUUCAAGAGAUUAAGGAAUAAGGUAAAUAAACUUAAUAAUCGAUUACGGAGCUCCUUCUCCGAAAGGAAAGUUAAAAACUGCGGUAAUUCAGCGCUCUGGUUGGAGUCUAUUAAUCAACUUGCUGGUCGCUCGACAAAUAGAAUCGUAUCAAGUAUGAUUGUGUCAGGAGAAAUUCGAGGGACCCAAUUAGCAACUCAUAUUAACCAAAGUUUUCUCUCCACUACAAAUUCCAUGACCCCUUUAUCUGAGUUGGAAAAUAACGAAACAAAUUUUGUAGACUGUAACCUAACGAAAUACCAUAUAUCUGCUCAAGAUGUUUACAAGGAACUUUUAAGUCUAAAAAAGGGGAAAACAUCAGGUCCUGUCAAUAUACCAAGCUGGAUCUUAACAGAUUUUGCUUUUGAGAUUUCCUCACCAGUUGCUUAA